Nycticebus coucang (slow loris) is the source of this 2711-nucleotide messenger RNA. It is a transcript of the gene CFAP263, whose product is annotated as coiled-coil domain containing 113. Lineage: Eukaryota; Metazoa; Chordata; Mammalia; Primates; Lorisidae. The record is from RefSeq and is a predicted model, not a curated record. Bases 58 to 1005 code for a protein of 315 amino acids. Gene Ontology annotation, cellular component: ciliary basal body; axoneme. Gene Ontology annotation, biological process: cilium assembly. The transcript has 7 exons.
CAGCGCCCGGCGCUCCUGCGCACACCAGGCACUGACGAGGACCGCUUCGGCAGAGUGAUGACUGAUGAUGACACCGAUAGCGUCCACACCGAGCCCCCGAUCGGGGAGGAGAGCGAGCUGCCUAUUAUCCAGCUGUGCGGGCUGGUGGAGGAGCUCAGCUAUGGAAACUCUGCUCUCAAAAUUGAGACAGAGAUGUUUGAGAAAUAUUACACUAAACUGGAGCCCAGGGAUCACCGACCUCCACGAUUAUCAGACGUUAAAAUGUCAGCGGCAGAAUAUGCACAGUUCCGGGCUAGGCGUAAAUCCAAAGCCCGCUCAGAUAUGGACCAUUCGACAGGCCUCACCAUCGACCAAAAACUUGAGCUUAUACAAAAGGAGCUGGAAGACACAAAGGAUGAGAUAAGGCACAUGCGGGCAAAUGCUGAGCGGGACCUGCAGCACCACGAGGCUAUCAUUGAGGAAGCUGAAAUUCGAUGGACUGAAGUUCGGAGGGAAAUCCACGAGUUUGAAAAGGACGUUCUAAAAACCAUAUCCAAGAAGAGAGGGAGUAUUUUGGCCACUCAAAAAGUGAUGAAGUACAUUGAGGACAUGAACCGCCGGAGGGAUCAUAUGAAGGAUAAAUUACGUUUGAAAAAUGUUUCUCUCAAAGUUCAGAGGAAAAAAAUGCUUUUGCAAUUGAGGCAGAAAGAAGAGGUGGGCGAGGCCCUCCACGAAGUUGAUUUUCAGCAGCUAAAGAUUGAGAAUGCUCAAUUUUUAGAGACAAUUGAAGGAAGGAAUCAAGAACUGAUCCAGCUAAAGCUGGUGUCUGGGAACACCCUGCAGGUCCUCAACACCUACAAAGGAGUCAGAGACAUGAAGUGUGGAGGGAAUUUGCUGGGUAAGAAGUUCUCCAUUGGUGGCUGGAAGACAGAAGGGCCUCUAGGAGCUGCAGUAAUCCCUGCUGACAGGAGAAAGAAAAUGGGGACCUUGGUCCUACAACUUCAGGGAAAUGUGUUCUGCCAUUGAAUGAGCUUGGAAAAGGAUCCUGAGACCCCGACAAGAACCACAGUCUUGACAAACAUCAUGAUUUCGGCCUGGCGGGACCAUGGGCAGACAAUGAGCUUGUGGUAGUUGUUUGUGCAGUGAUGGGAAGUGAAGGCAUGCCUUUUCAGAAGUGGCCUCUACCUCAAGUGACUGAAGGCCCCCUCAGGGUCACCAGUUCAGCUCUCAUCACACCUUUCUGACGGCCCUGCCCGACAGAGCCGGUGAUGGCCUUGGUGCUACCCUCAUAGUUUCAUGCCUUCCCGCCCUGCUUGCCCCAGCUGCAGCUGACCCCUCUCAAUCUGGUCUCGUAUUCACUUUUGCUUUCUGGAGCAUUGCAAUUUUCGUGCAUGACACGGAGCAGAAAGUGGGCCUUAAAGAAGUGAGGGCUGAAAGGAAUGGGGAGGGGAAUGGUUCUGGGUGCCUAAAGGCCCCCUAGGUAGGUGGCUCCGGGCUGUUCUGCUACAUCUGAGCUUUGCUGUCUGGGGUGGUGCGCCAGCAUCAUCAUCCUCUUCCUGCCUUCACCUUGACUGUGGCCCUGUGGUUUCUCACCUGGUCUCCCAGCUCCUGUUAGACCUGCCUCGCCUGGCUCUUUCCUUUGUUUAGAAUGUUCUCUCUUUCCCCUUCACCUGUACAUAUUGACUCCACCUUACAGGCCUCCUUCAGCAUUUCUUCUGCAGGAAAACCUCUUCUCAGCAUCCUGGCAUUUGUACAGCCUGGUGCAGUUGCAGUUUUACGUUUGUAAUUUUACUGCCUCCCCUCCUCCUGCGUCCAGGCUGUGAGCUGGCCCCUGUGGCAGGGCAUAGGUUGCUUUUCUGACCAGUGCCCGGCACAGGGUGAGUGGAUGUCAGAGUUUUUUGAGUGAAACCCCUGAAAUCACUGGCUCUUUCCCUGAGCCGAGUCCUCAGCCAAGCAGACACUAUCCCAGCUCCCCUGGCUGCCUCUCACCACUGGCAGAGAGUGUUCCGAAGGGGGCCGUAGGAGCAGGUGAAGGGCAAAUGACAGAAUGGGAAUCUGCCGGGCAUUGGAGACAGUGGUAGAACCCGUGGGCUGUGCAUCACACUGGCUGAGUUCAAAUCCUCGCUCCCCCUCGUCUCUGUGACCUUGGCGAAAUUAGGGUCAGUUCCUUCUCCUGUAGGUAGGACUAGCAGGAGCACCCAUCUCUUGUGGAGUAUUUCUUCCUCUCCGUCCGUGGGAGGAAGUCAUGGCAGCUGUUUGUGGAAUGUCUUCCACGUGCCAGGUGCUGAGCUCAGCCCUCAACCAGAAUACCUCCUGUAAGCCUCUCUACAGUGUUCAGUGUUCAGAAUUUCUCUUAGUAAGCAGUGGGGUAGGAUCUGGCUCCAGAUGGGUCUGACCUCUGCCUCUCCAGCUGAAGGCAACAUCCCCGAUGUUCUCGCCCCUCCCUUGCCAGUUCUCAGACCCCAAAAAUUCUGAAAAUCUAGGCAACUGCGAGAAGGGCAGUCUGAAGCUCCUGGAUAGUCUUGUUUUUCUUUAAUAAGGAGCUGCCUGCCCUUCUUGCAGUUCCACAAGAUCAUCUUAGCUCAAGACUUGAUGUGUUGUUGUAUUUCAGAGCAAGCUCCAACGAGCAUUGGAAAUGCACAUCAAUCUGGACAGGGAGAUCUUGAUGAGAAAUGAGCUGCUUGAAAAGAUUGAAAGAGAAACCCUACAAGUGGAGGAGGUAGGAGGAGAGG